AUGUUGGUGAUUUUUUGUGUAGUUGCCCUCUGUAGUGGUCUUGAGCAAAUUUUGAAUGACCAACUCAACGAAUUUGUAACUGCCAACAAGUUUUCAGUGAUCUUUUAUUCACUGCCGUGGUGUAUUCAUUGCAAGGAAUUACGACCUGUUAUUGAGGAACUUGACGCUCAAAAUCAGAAUAAAAGAAGUGAGAAUAGGACGUAUGCUUUAGCCAAUAUAGAUUGUGGAGCGUCGCAAUGUCAGAUCACACAAUUUCCACAAUUACUAUUCUAUCGAAAUGGAGUCUUUUUUAGUUCUUAUGAUGGCCUCAAAAAGGUAGCAAGUAUUCAAAGGUGGAUACACAGAAAUAUGGAACCAGUUCUUUCUAUUGUGGACGAAGACGAUAUCGAAGACUUCCAAAAUGAGUAUCACACGUUAAUGGUAUUCAAAUUUAAUUCAACGAAACAAAUAGAGAAGUACAGUGCAUUCAUCGAGAAUAUAGUGACUAGAUACUUCUCUGAAAGUCGACGAUUCAUGUACUUUGUUAAAAGAGGACCAUCGGAACUGGCUAUCACAGCUUUCACACAUUCACUUUUCGAUGAGAACAAAUUGGUCAAAGCGUCGUUUCAAACAAACACUAAGUCGGACGAGUUGACGUUCUUUAUUAAAGAACACAUUGCUUACCCAUACCAGAAAUUUACACCAGAGUAUCAAUUCCUCAUGAAAUAUUUCGAGAAGUCCGUCGCUUUGAUCUAUUCAGAAGACUUCAAUGAUGGAAAUUUGAUAUCCCAAAGUUUGGAAAAGAACUGGGGAAAUGUAUUUGGUGGAUUUGUAUCACUAAAAGACACAAUUACCGUUAACACGACUUUUGGACUCAACGCUCAAAGACUUUUCCCUACUAAAAAACACUUACGAAUAAUAACCAAAGCAGAACGUAUCACUUAUGACUACUUCGGGAAAUGGACACCAAAGGAGAUGAACAAAUGGAUUGAAGAUGUCAUACAGAGCAAAGUAGACCCAACAAUUCGAUCAUCUGUUGUUCCAACGCAGUUCAAUCAGAAUGUCACGGAACUCACAGCAGAGACUUUUGAUAACUUCGUGAGUCAAGACACAAACGUUGUUGUUUUGGUCCACAAAGGAAUUCACAAGAACGAACAGACAUACUUCAAAAUUUUUUCUUCAGUAGCCAACAAAUUAGCAAAGAACCCUAAAAUCGCAUUUGGCCAUAUCAAUGUGUUACUGAACGACGUGUUAGUCAAAGAGCCUUUAUUCCAACUCCCCACUAUUCUAGUCUACCCGCACAUCCCUACUAAGUAUAUAGAAAUGCCAUAUGCAGAGUAUCCAGACGCAAGACAGAUCUACAACUUCAUUCGCAAAAAUGCAGAAAUAGGGUUUGAUGAGACAGACAACUUACUCUUCUUAGAUGGGACGGAUUAUGUCUCUGAUGACAUCGCGUGGACUCUAGAACAUUACGAACAGCUUUUCAUUAAGAAAAGAUCACAAGAGAAUGCGAGUCACAAUGACAUCAACACAAAAACGGAGUUAUAA
This is a messenger RNA of Entamoeba invadens IP1, 1527 nucleotides long. Its product is annotated as protein disulfide-isomerase precursor, putative. Gene Ontology annotation, cellular component: endoplasmic reticulum. The coding region runs from base 1 to 1527 and encodes 508 amino acids. Gene Ontology annotation, molecular function: protein disulfide isomerase activity. The transcript has a single exon. Gene Ontology annotation, biological process: protein folding; response to endoplasmic reticulum stress. Lineage: Eukaryota; Evosea; Mastigamoebida; Endamoebidae. The record is from RefSeq and is a predicted model, not a curated record.